UAACAAAAACAACAACACGUUAAGUAUGGUCUUCAUACAUAGUUCAAAACAAAUUUUCUAUAAUAUCCGCUUUGAAUGUGCUAAAAAUAAAAAAAAAAAUCGUCAAUCAACAUUUACGAAAAUUGUAUAACUUACUAUAAAAGUGAGUUAAAGAAAAAGUUAUUGGUAAAUAACCUAAAACAUAACAACAAAGUAGCUCCAUUUGAACGCCUCGUGUUCGUCAUCGGAGUAACAUUUUUGGUAUUUUAUAUCAGAAAAAGAAUCACAAUUGAAAACAAAUUAAAAACAAGUCAUAAAGUGAAUAUAAGUUAUCCUACUGAAUGCUAAAAUUGUGUGAAUAUUGUGUUUAAAACGUAAAAAUUGAAAUAUUGUCGAUUGCAGACAGAAACGCAGAACUGAAAAUUUUAACAACUAUAUUAUCAAGAGAACGAAGAAAUUAUAACAGCCAUAACACAUCGUGAUAUCUGAUCUGUGGAAUUAAAGUAAAAUAUUUAUUUUAUAUUGCCUUCCGACGUCCAGACUGUCAGUGCUAAUUCAUCCGAUAAUAAAGAAUAAUAAUUUUCACAUAUUUCGCUUCACUAAACGUUGGUCAAGGAUAACUCUUGAAUCAGGCUUUGUGUAUUAUUUGUAUUUAUCGUUAAAAUUUUAGCAGCAAUAUUGCUGCAGUGACAAAUUCUUGCAAAAUUGUUUACUAUGGCAGACGUUACUGACGCCAGUGGUGUUUUCGACCUUGAGCUGCACGAGGAGGAGAACCCAAGAGAUUCUGAUGAUGACAGGAUAGAGUUGGAUGAUGUGGAUUUAGAACCCGAAUUAAGUAUAAACAAUAUUCAAGAAGAAGUUGAAGGACAGGAAACUAUACAGUUGUCAGAGGAAACCGUAAAUCCUGGUAAAAUAAAACUGGGUCCCAAAGAUUUCGAGCUGAAGAAGGUACUAGGUAAAGGUGGUUACGGCAAAGUUUUUCAGGUGCGUAAAACUGCGGGCAGAGACGCAAAUAAAUACUUCGCCAUGAAAGUUCUUAAAAAAGCAUCGAUAGUCACAAAUCAAAAGGAUACAGCACAUACUAGAGCUGAGAGGAAUAUAUUAGAGGCUGUAAAGCAUCCAUUCAUAGUUGAGCUUGUAUAUGCGUUCCAAACUGAUGGGAAAUUAUAUUUAAUUUUGGAGUAUUUAAGUGGCGGUGAAUUAUUUAUGCAUUUAGAACGUGAAGGCAUAUUCUUAGAGGAUACAACUUGCUUUUAUCUAAGUGAAAUCAUACUAGCUUUGGGCCAUUUACACACAUUGGGCAUUAUUUAUCGCGAUUUGAAGCCAGAAAAUAUCCUUUUAGACGCACAAGGACAUGUGAAAUUAACUGAUUUCGGUUUGUGCAAAGAGCACAUCCAAGAAGGUAUCGUUACGCACACGUUUUGCGGCACAAUAGAGUACAUGGCGCCUGAAAUUCUCACACGCAAUGGUCAUGGCAAAGCAGUUGAUUGGUGGUCGUUGGGUGCAUUAAUGUUUGAUAUGUUAACAGGCAUGCCACCAUUUACUGCGGAAAACAGAAAGAAAACUAUCGAAACGAUUUUAAAAGCUAAAUUAGUUCUACCUGCCUACCUCACACCGGAAGCUAGAGAUUUAGUACGUCGUUUAAUGAAACGCCAAGUGCCACAAAGACUGGGAAGUGGUCCAGAAGAUGCGGUCGCCGUACAGACACAUCCCUUCUUUAAACAUGUCAAUUGGGAUGAUGUAUUGGCCCGGCGACUGGAGCCACCAAUCAAACCCAUUUUGCGAAGUGAGGAUGAUGUGUCUCAAUUUGAUACAAGAUUUACAAGACAAAUACCGGUUGACUCUCCAGACGAUACAACGCUUAGCGAGAGUGCCAACUUAAUAUUUCAAGGUUUCACAUACGUAGCACCUUCAAUUCUAGAGGACAUGCAUCGCGCGAAUCGCAUGCCAGCACGAUCACCAAGACGUACGCCAAGACAACAUCAUGAAGGAUCAUACCGCAUGCAGUUUCCGCCACAACGUGGCAUGUAUCCACGAGCCACACCACCACAUUUGCAGGCUUUCCCGCCGCGUCCAUCGCCCCAGGACGAGAUGAUGGAUGUACAGGGUGUGCCUAUUGUGUAGUUAAAGGCGGACGGCAACGGCAAAUCCACAUUGGCCACAGCCAAUGCAAGAGCAAACACAAACACGCGGCCGAGGAAUAUUAAUGAUGGUGGUAGUAGUGCGAAGGAGAAUUAAAUGAAUCACUAUAAGCAGAGAAAAUAGAAACUGAUUAUAAAACAACAAACAAACAAACAAAUAGCAGCAAACAAUUUUUUAUAAAACUAUAGAAAUGUUGCUUAUGAUUAUUUAUACAAAACACAACUGCAAACGUUGAUGAAACUUAAAAGCAACAAUGUAUAAUAAUGAGAUAUAACGAAGAUCUUUUGGAAUCAAAAUCAAUUGAGACCCAAAAACGUAAACACAUGAAAACGAGUAAAACAAUGAAAACAAUGAAAACCAAUACCAACACGUAAACUGAACUAGAGAUGCCAGCGAGAGUCGACAAGGCAGUAUUGUCGGCUGAGCAAUUGGAAUUCAUUUGCGCGCGUAUACAACAAAUAGUGAAUAGAUUUAGUUAAAAAAACCAGAAAACAAGAUAAAAGUGUGAACAACAGCGAUUAAGGCUAAUAUUAUGAAAACUAAUUAUUAAAUACAUAUAUAAAUAGAUAUAACUCAAUUGCAACAGAAACGAAAAUAUUCAAGUGAUUGAAAAAAUAUAGAUCUUAAUAUAAAAGAAUGAUUGUAACGAAUAAGAACAACAACAUACAUAGUCAAACUUUCGUGCAUUGCCUAAUUUGUCGCCGCAUCGCUCGUUGUUGCCUACCGGCAGCGGUUUUGCGCUUUUUAGCAACUCCGCCCACAUCAUCAUGAACCGCUUUUUAUUAUUGCAUAUUAUUAAGACAUGUAAAUACAUAGAUAUUGAAAACAAAAUGAAGGAGCCAACUCCACUGUCAACUCCAUCACUAUCAGUUAUACAGUUACUGAUAUCAGAGGACAUAAACUACAUACAUAUACUAUACAUUAGGGACAACAACCAACAAGUAUAGUGGUUGUUGUUGUAUUGGUGAAAAUAAGCGUAACAUUUAUGUUCAGUCCCCUUACUUAGUUCAAUUUAGUUUAUAUAAAUGUAUAUUGAAAAGGAAUGUAAACCGUUAGUCAACAUAAUAAACUAUUGUUUAAUAAUGAAAAAAAUCUAUGUGGGGAUUUAAGCUUGCAAUAUGUGCACAUGCUUCUAAAUCAGUUAUGAAAGUGCCACAAAUGUAUAAAAUAAUAAUAAUAAAAACUAAAUAUUUUUAAGUAAAUAAUUGAACACUAUUGAAUUGGUCACGCUAUUGCGAUUGCCGACAUGGGAACAUAUUAACAAGUAAUGAAAAAACAAAAUAUGCACUUAUUGCAUAUAUGAUCACUGUAAACGAAGGGGACCGUUAUUUAAUUUAGAGUUUAGCAGAACUGCACAUAUUAUCGUAAGUCAUUUUCUUUUUAAAGUUUUGUAGGUAAACAUUGUUUUUAUUGAAAAUUUAUAUGAGUUCUAUAUUUUCAAAUAAUGGAAGAAUCAAACUACUUUGUUUUUGCAAAUGAUUCGUGUAGUUCAGUCUCAGUAAUAAUUUUUUUAAAAUACAUAAACGAUGCUUAUUCUCGUUUAAAUUGUUUGGUAAAUAGACAAUUUAAUUUAUGCACACCUUUUAAAGUGUCAUAACUCAAAAUCGUUCUUAUUUUAAGUUACACUUUAUAUAUAUACUUAUAAUUCCUCGCAACAACAAAUUGAAAAUAUACAAAAUGCUAGCUACACUUUUAAACACUAAAUAUUUUCACAUUGAAUCUAAUGGAUUUUGAGUUAUGCCGCCUUAUAACCGUUUCCUUACUGUCAAAAGCACACUACAUUUACAUUGCCUAAAUGUUUGUGUCUUUUGAGUAUUUAAAUUGAAAUAUACAUACGAUAAUUAUAUUUAUAUAUGUAUAUGUAAAUCGGUGUUUCAGUUGAACAAAAGAAAACUUUUUUCUAUUUUGUGAAAUUGGAAAUGUUUAAAAUGCUGUAGACCAUUGGGCAACUUACAUACUUUUUAUCAUAUCGUGUUUUUAUAAUACCUGUAGAUACUGACAGACGCACAUAUGUAUGUAUGUAUAUAAAAAAAUGAGACCAUCUGAAAAUAAGUCCACCAAUUGCAAAUCUAAAAUAAACGAUUUUUUGUAAAAUAUUUUUAUUCGUCUUAAUCGAUUUCUCACAACUGUUGUCUAUGCUACUCAGAUGAUCAAAUCAUCAGUACCAAGAGAAAAACAAAACUUUUAGAAUGACAACAUUUUUGGAAUUUAUUUGAACACACAUCGAAUGACAUAAAAAAAAAAUACGAUCUAAAAUGCAGCCCCAUGCAUAAAAUGUUAAAAUUUAAAUCGUCAUAAAAAUUAAAAUGAAAUAUUUGAAAAAUUGAUUAUUCCUCAGAAUUUUUGUAACUUUUUCUUUUGACAUUUUUUGUGAUUAUUUUAUUUUCAUUUGAUAAAAUGUAUAAUAACACGAUAUCUAUAAUAAUUAUAAUAAAAUACUAUAGAAGAGUAGCGCGUUUAAGAGAUAAAAAUAUGUUUUUUGGAAAAAACUGAAAAUGCCCUUCCAUCAUAAAUUUUUUUUAAAGGAAGGCAAAAUAUUUGAAUAAUUAUUAGAUAAGGAUGAAAAAAAAAUAAAUAGAUUUCGAUUGAACUUUAUAAACAAAUACGUAAAUUCUUUAAUGUCACAAAAUAAGACAUUUCUUAUCAUCCAAGACACCACAAAAGGAAUUUAAUAGAGCGCUGGAUUCAAAAUCUGCAUACACUGGUCCUUCCUCUGGUUCAUAUACUAACUAAUGAAUAUUAAGAUAAUUUUUUAUUUCUGAAGAACAAAAAAAUGUUUAUUAUAUAAUUUACAGAACAUAGACCAACAACCUAAAAACAGAAGAAAAUUAAUACAAACGUUAAUUAAAGAAAUUGUUUAUACAUAUGCGACAAAACUGUUUCAUAUUUAAUAUACAUUUUUAUACAACAAUAGUAGCAAAUUAAAGUUUAGAGUAAAAGUAAAUUGCAUAGCACACUAAUGUAUGAACUAACAUUAAAAGAAAAAGAUACAAAUUAAAAAAAAAUUAAAGAAAUAUUAAAUUGAUCUGACAUAAUUAGUAAUUAAAAAAAUAAUGCGAAAUCACUUGCCAAAUGCAAAAAUAUAUUCAAAAACAUAAAAUAAUUUAAAUAAGUCACAUUGCGAAUUUGUUUUUGAAAAGUCGGUACAUUUGAGUAAUUUUAAAUUUUGUUGUCUUUUCUCAAACACUGAGAAGGAAUCUGCGCAAUUUGGAUUUUUAUAUUCAAAUAAUUGAAUUUCAUUAGUAUAUUAGAUUCUGUAAUUAGCAACAUAUUCAAUUUCAUAACUAUCUUAAUAAGAUAUUUGAAGUUUGGACUUGAUUUAUAUUUUUAGUUGAAGACACGGCGUAUAUUUUUUUUUAAAUUUGUAUUCAACUUAUAUUCUUUAUAAAUACUUUAUUAAUAUCUACAUAUACACAUAUAUACGCAUAUAUAAUUAUUUUUUGAUGAAAUCAAAAGGUGCUAAACUUAUUUAAGCGUAAAGCUAAAACAAAUAAAAACGAAAACAAAAUAAAAUAAAAUAAAAUAAAUUAUCUCGAUAAAAAUAUGUAUAUUGAACCAAAUAUGUAUGCAAUAAAAUUCCUAAAUUUGCAAAUAAAAAGUGAGCAACAACAGCGUUACAGAAAAUACCUCAAGAGCAAUUAUUUUUGUUACACAAAACGUUUAAUGUACAUACAUAACAUAAAUAGGAAUGAAUACUAAAAAAUGCAAAAGCAACCGAAAGAACCACAACAAAAGUAGUUUGAAAAAAAUAUUACUUAAGCAAAUAUAAUAAAUUGUAUAUUUUUAUAGUUACAAUUUAUAUCGUUUAUAUGAUAUUUUACAGUUAAUCCUGUUUCUUUUAUAUGUUUUAUAUUAUUUUUUUUUUAUAAGCGAACUGUUCAAAAAUGAAUGUACAGCAGAAAAGUAUGGCGCUAAACUAAACAUGUACAUACACUUAAACAUAAACAUUGCUGAAUAGUUACACAAGCAUACACAAACACAUGCACACUACGCAUAUAAGAAAUGUCUUAUUUUUAUUGUAGAUAAAUUAUAGACAAGAAUCAAUGCUGAAAUAAUAAAAUUAUACGAAAUUUAUAAUGUUUACAGAGAAUUAAAUAAAAAACGAGAAAAUGUAUAAAAAACGUCAAACUGUUUAACAUUUAUAUAACUGAACUAAUUAUACUAUUUGUGAAGCAAAAGAGUGACAAUUUUCACGUUGGCUCUUUCUGCAAAUAUUUUCUUUUUAAUUGUAAGUCAUUAGUAAAUUUGCUUUUUCCUUAACUCAGGAUUCCUGUUAUAUUUUUGGAUUUUGUUUAUUUCGAAUUAUAUAUUUUUUUCAUAAAGUCUUCCCCAUAAUAAUUCAUGCGAUUUCUGCUUAGAAUAUUUCAUUGAUGAAGAGCUUAUAAAACCUGAUCAAAACUUUCCUGAGAAUAAACAAAUAAAACAAGGAACAGCUCGCUGUUUGAAAGAAACGUGCAACACUGCCUUUUGUUCUCAACAGUCAAUACGAAUUACAUAAUUAACAACUAUGUAAGUGACAUAACAUUUACAUUCAUACACAACAUAUACAUAAAUACA
This is a messenger RNA of Zeugodacus cucurbitae (melon fly), 6678 nucleotides long. RefSeq names its product ribosomal protein S6 kinase beta-2 (gene S6k). Gene Ontology annotation, biological process: signal transduction; protein phosphorylation. The transcript is spliced from 11 exons. Gene Ontology annotation, molecular function: ATP binding; protein serine/threonine kinase activity. NCBI's taxonomy places the organism in Eukaryota, Metazoa, Arthropoda, Insecta, Diptera, Tephritidae. The coding region runs from base 694 to 2103 and encodes 469 amino acids. The record is from RefSeq and is a predicted model, not a curated record.